Pipistrellus nathusii (Nathusius's pipistrelle) is the source of this 678-nucleotide messenger RNA. Lineage: Eukaryota; Metazoa; Chordata; Mammalia; Chiroptera; Vespertilionidae. The record is from the annotation of a GenBank genome assembly.
AUGGAUAUCAGACCAAACCAUACAAUUUAUAUCAACAAUAUGAAUGACAAAAUUAAAAAAGAAGAAUUGAAGAGAUCCCUGUAUGCCCUGUUUUCUCAGUUUGGCCAUGUUGUAGAUAUUGUAGCUUUAAAGACCAUGAAGAUGAGGGGGCAAGCCUUUGUUAUAUUUAAAGAAUUGGGCUCAUCCACAAAUGCUUUGAGACAGUUACAAGGAUUUCCAUUUUAUGGUAAACCAAUGCGAAUCCAGUAUGCAAAAACAGAUUCAGAUAUAAUAUCUAAAAUGCGUGGCACCUUUGCUGACAAAGAAAAGAAAAAAGAAAAGAAGAAAGCUAAAACUAUGGAACAGACAGCACUGACUGCUAAUAAGAAGCCUGGUCUGGGAGUACCAAAUUCAGUUAACACCCAAGGAAAUGCAACGCCAAAUCCUCAGGUCCCUGAUUACCCUCCGAACUAUAUUUUAUUCCUUAAUAAUUUACCAGAAGAGACUAAUGAGAUGAUGUUAUCCAUGCUGUUUAAUCAGUUCCCUGGUUUCAAGGAAGUACGUUUGGUACCUGGAAGGCAUGACAUUGCAUUUGUUGAAUUUGAAAAUGAUGGACAGGCUGGAGCUGCCAGGGAUGCUUUACAAGGAUUUAAGAUCACACCAUCUCAUGCCAUGAAGAUCACCUAUGCCAAGAAAUAA